Haliotis rufescens (red abalone) is the source of this 8804-nucleotide messenger RNA. Its product is annotated as mitogen-activated protein kinase-binding protein 1-like. Gene Ontology annotation, molecular function: protein binding. The transcript is spliced from 35 exons. The record is from RefSeq and is a predicted model, not a curated record. The coding region runs from base 188 to 6169 and encodes 1993 amino acids. NCBI's taxonomy places the organism in Eukaryota, Metazoa, Mollusca, Gastropoda, Lepetellida, Haliotidae.
AAAAUAGAAGACGGGCAUCGAGCUCUGGCGACGGAACCAAUCAGAGCUCUCGUAUCAAAUUGACUUUGGCUGCCAAUCUCUCAUAUGGGACGAACACUUUAAAGUUUGAAACGUCAACGAGGAAAGACACUGCUCCUCGUGUUAUAAUGAAUGGAUACUGUAUGCCAGGGUCUUAAUCUCGUGGAUUAUGGAUAGAGCACCACGGAAAAUACUUCGUUCUCCUUCUCUGAAGAGGAAAAAUAAACAACAACCAUUGAACCAAAAAGUAAGCCUAGAGCGUGUGCUUGGUCUGACCGUCUCCAGCAAUGCCAACUUCACAUGUGACCCCAACACUGGCACCGUCGCAUACCCUGCUGGGUGCUCAGUCGUGCUCUUCAACACUCGGAGAAACAAACAGACACACAUUAUCAACAACUCCAAGAAGUCAAUCACUGCUCUUGCUUUCUCCGGGGACGGAAAGCAUCUUGUAACAGGAGAAUGUGGCCACCAGCCGGCUGUGCGGGUAUGGGACGUGGAGGAGAAGACACAGGUGGCAGAGUUCCACGGCCACAAGUUUGGCAUCAGCUGUGCGGCGUUCUCUCCAAAUCUGCGGUACCUCGUGUCUGUUGGCACCCAGCACGACAUGAUAAUCAAUGUAUGGAACUGGCGGUCUGGAAACAAAGUCGCCUCCAACAAGUUCUCAUGCAAGGUGAGCAACGUGGCAUUCAACCAUGACAGCAACUACUUCGUGACGGUGGGGAACCGACAUGUCAAGUUCUGGUAUCUGGAAAGCAGCAAGCCUAGGAUCAACGAGACGGUGCCACUGCAGGGUCGGUCCGGCAUCCUCAGCGACCAGAAGAACAACUUCUUCUGUGGCAUCCUGUGUGGGCGUGGCCAGAUGGCCGGCACCACCUUCUGCAUCACACAGUCCGGGCUGCUCUGUGAGUUCAACGCCAAACGCUUGCUGGUCAAGUGGGUGGAGCUCCGGACAAAGUGUGCUACAUCCAUCAGCGGUGGAGAGGAUCACAUAUUUAUUGGAUGUGCUGAGGGUAUCGUGCGAGUGUUCAGUGCUAAGUCUCUUCAUUUCGUGACCUCGUUACCUCACCCUCACUUUUUGGGAGUAGACGUGUCUUCCGCCACCAGUCAGAGUCAAAUGAAAUUUCCUAAAGAAGAUGCUAAGUACCCUGACACUAUAGCUGUUGCAUUUGACGAUGACCAUAAGAAGGUAACCUGCGUCUACAACGACCACAGCCUCUACCAGUGGGAUGUCCACGACAUCAAGAAAGUGGGCAAGGCCUACUCGGUGCUCUACCACAGCUCAUGUGUAUGGUCACUGGAGGUGUACCCUAUGUUGGAGGAGAACAGUCAGGCCACUCUCCCCCCUGGGUCCUUCCUGACGGGGUCGAGCGACGACACAGUUCGAGUGUGGAACCUCGACUCUCACAUGCAGGAUAAAACUACUUACAAGAGGAACAUAUACAGCCAUGAUUUGCUUAAGAUCAUCUAUGCAGACGAGAACCACACCAACCUGUGUGAUGUAGACUACAAUCCAGCUGGGGGUGCGGACAAGACCGACACACAGUAUGAUGUGAAGAAUGGCAUCCGCUCUAUACGAAUCAGUCCUGAUGGCCUACAUUUGGCUGCUGGGGACAAACUUGGGAAUCUCAGGGUAUAUGAUACUGAAUACAUGGAUAUGAUUCGAGAUAUUGAGGCUCACGAAGCUGAUGUGUUGUGCCUAGAAUAUUCUUACUCAAAACAAGGACCCAAACUUCUGGCGUCAGCUAGCCGAGAUCGUCUGAUUCAUGUGUUCGAUGUGGAACAGAAGUAUGGCCUUCUGCAGACGCUGGACGAUCACUCGGCAUCCAUUCAGGCUGUGCGCUUCACAGACCACGACAACCAGCUGAAGAUGCUGAGUUGUGGAGCAGACAAGUCUCUGCUGUUUCGUAAUGCAAUACAGAGUCCAGAAUUCCAGUUCAGUCUUGACCAGCACCUGGUCAGCAAGGCCACUUUGUAUGACAUGGUCACCGACCCCACACAGAAGUUCGUGGCCACGGCCUGUCAGGACAGAAAUGUCAGAAUCUACAAUAUACGCACAGCCAAACAGAAGAAGAAUUACAAGGCCUCGCUAACAGACGAUGGUGUGCUGCUACGGAUUCAGCUGGAUCCGUCAGGAUGCUACGCGGCUACCAGCUGCACGGACAAGAACAUUUGUAUCGUGGACUUCUACAGCGGUGAGCUGGUGGCCACCAUGUACGGACAUUCCGAGAUCAUUACUGGACUCAAGUUUAUGAAUGAUCUCAAACACAUGAUCUCAGUGUCAGCCGAUGGCUGUAUAUUCGUGUGGCGUCUGCCGUCUGAGAUGACGAAGCAGAUGAAGAACAGAAUGGAGGAACUAGGCAAGAUGCCCAAGGACCUGCAGUUUGUCAGUGAUAUCAGGAGAGAGACGGCCAUCAUUUCCAAGCCAAGUUUGCAUGACGGUAUGGACAACUUCCCGGUGAUGCACGAGCGUCACCAGUUCCAGCCAGCCCACAAUGUGCUGGACAUGUUGGAGAAAGAGUCCCACGAAGCACCCGCGGAGGAGAGCAGUGCGGACUACCGCUUCAGUGUCGGGCCUCUGCCCAACUGGGCAAAAGCCAAGAUGGGAGGCAGCACUGGUGACAGCAAGGACCGCAGUCUGGAGUCGGCGAAGCAGCCCAAGGGCAAAUGGGCUGAGAGGGCUGAUACAGGGUUCGCAGUGAAAACACAAAGUGAAAUGAGCUUGAUCAACACAGAGCCAGAGCGUCGCCGCUUCACCCAUGAAGGAGAGGCAUUGCAGAGCCAGUUUGCUGGUUUACGGAGGGAAACCAUGGUGAUCAGCAAGGACCCCAUGACACAGGGUAUCUCCUUCAUUAAUGAUGAUGAUGAGACUAAUAUUGAUGAUGAUGAAGAAUUCUGCCCAGCGUUUUUCUCCACGCACAAUAAGUCUCAGUGGGAUCUGCCCGAUAGCCGCCCGUCAUCGCGGAAUUCCGACCCUGGAGGACCCAACACCAGCAGCAGCAAGUGGGGCAACAGAUUCAGCCUCAACCUCGAACGCAGCCUCAGCUUCGACCUUGACGACACAGAUGACCAUGAUACUGGUUCUGAGACACCUGAGGUCAUCUACUACCCACCAAGCGAGGUCGACUCAUCUGACACCUACCCAGACACCUACCAAGUGUUCAACAGUGACCUGCCCCUCAAUCGACAGAAGCACCUCUCCAAGAGGUUCGGCAUGCUGGAGACUAACAUCGACGAAGCCGACUCUGAGAGCACCGAUCCCAUCUCCCUGGAUGAUGAUGAAAAUGAUGAGACGCUGAUGAUGUCCAAUCCCAGCACCCCAUCAGAUCCAGACCGGGAAUUCCUGGCCCGGACCCCAGACAAGGAGAAAUUUGUCCAUGAAAAUUUUGAAACAAUCAACUUCACGCCGGUGGCGACAGACAAGUUCACCAAGGCCCUGGACUCCCUGGAGCAGGACCUGAACAAGGACGGACCGCACCCAUUCAGCCCCCGCCUCAGCAUCUCCUCCCGGUUCCUCUCCAGGGCCCACCAGUCCAACAUCAAGAACAUGUCCGUGUAUAGCAGUAUCCAGCGACAGGACAACUGGUUCGAUCCCCUCCAAAAGAGUAAAACGGAAAUGGCACGGGCUGUAGAUGACACCCGAAAACGCCUCCAUGCUAUGGGAUGGAAUUCUAACAGUGGAGAAUCCCCAGAGAAAGAGCCUGCAUCUCCCCCAUCACCUCCAACCAAGCUGGAGAGUACAAAGCCUUACUUCCCAAUGAACGAAGAUUCCAAACUGUCCAUUCCAAAACUACCACCAAGCCCCUGUGGUUCGCCAUCCCCCAAAACUCUGCGACGCUUUUGGUACACUCUUGAUUUGCCUAAGCAGCCAAUCAUGGAAGAGCCAAUGCCGCUGCCAAAAAUUCCAUUACCCCCCAAAAUGCAGAUUAGGUUGGCAACCAUUCCAAUUCCUGAACAAAAUGGCUGCUCACGAUUGCCGAGUUUGAUAACUCACAGCCCCAAACAAGUUAGAAAGAGUCGUCUUUCGCCGCUAUCCAAGAGGGCUGGCAGCCCCUGGGAGAACCAAGGAGGGGGUUCACCUGUUAACGACAUUCCAAAGACUCAGUCUCCCACCAAGCUGUCCUCUCGGCUUGGCAGCCUCAGUCCCAAACCAAAGGACACUGGAAAGAGAUCCCUCUCUCUCCGGUCCAGUUCAACCGGUAGACUCACCGACCUUGACACCAAGACCAAUAAAUCAUCGUCUAAAACUGCAUCCUAUCUCCGACCAACCCGCAGUUCCAAGGCUAAAAUCGCCCGAGCAUCCUCAUCCUCAUCCCUGCCUUCGUCUGAUGAUGGCUCCCAAUCCAGCAGCAGCACAAGCUCCAUGACCAAAGCAACUUCUAUGCUGAACCUUAGCCAGACCCGAGAUCCCCCUACCUCACCCAAGAAGAAGAAUUCUCGAAGUGAUCGUACCUUGUCCAAGACUGCCUUCUAUGCCUCCACACCCAAUUUGGCUGUGUGUAUGGAAGAGGAGGAGGAAGAAGAGCUGCCAGAGUCAUUGUCCAAUCUUAAAGGUCUUGCUGACCUGUCCAGGAGUGUUCCGGACAUUAACGAUAUGGAUGGAUUUAGUUCGUCUACAGAGAGCACGACAAGUGGUGGGGAGAAGCCUAGUUCUAAGGGUGCUUUGUCUGGAGUAAGGAGACUCAAAGACUCCUUAUCUCGGAAAGUUGCAAGUGAUACAAAUCGGCUGAACAGGCGUUCAAUGCCCGUGGGUGUGGACUAUCUGCAUGCAGAGCAGAAGUCCCCAGGCAGUAAUCGGAGGUCCGUUUCUCCUUUCAGUGAGAAAAACACUAUGCCUCCUCCUCCAUCCACCUCUGUAAGCAGAUCAAAACAUGAUGCAUUCCUGAAGCGAGCUCAGGCUAAGAGGCGCACAACAGCAGACAUGACACUAGAUCGUGCAAAAGACAUCCUGUUGGGCAAGUCUGGAAUUCUUAAGACAAGUAUGGAAAGUGUGAACUCUGAUGCUCCUGGUAGCAGGAAGACGAGUCUCUCUGGUGGACAAUCACAGUCUCAUUCUCGGUCUUCCUCUGCAUCAUCUAAUGUGUUCGAGUCGGAGUAUGGUUUCACGUCUGCUUCAACACUUGCUACUGUAGAAGAUAUUGAAAACACUGCUGAGGAGAUUCGCCGACAGAGAGCUAACGAUGCCAGUCCACAUGAUCUGCCCGAACGGGAUGAGAACACAUCUCUACCUAGUAGAACCAAAUCACCAAUGUCAUCUUCAUCUCGAAGGUCAUCCAAUGCAGAUGGCUCCAGAGUCUCACCUCGUGUGUUCUCCUCCGACAAGAAAAAGUCUCAGUCGGUUGAGAAUCUAAAUGAUAGUGUCUCUAAUUCUCCUAAGGAACAAGAUAAUGUGUUGCCCAGUGUGAGGGCGAGGGUGGCCCAGUACAUGUCUCUAAACAAGUCCACUGAGGACCUAGGUUCCAGUCCCAGACCAAAGGUUUCGCUGAGUGUAAAUGUGAAUACAGUCUCCUCCCAGUCUCCAGCUGCAUCUCCAGUUCCCAUGGGCAGACGUCUGUCGGCAGAUCUGAAGGUCAGUCCACGCAGUCAGUCAGACACAGGGCUGGGAUCAGACACGGACACCGACUCAGAGAUCAAACGUCCUGAUAAAUCCACGUCCCAUCCCAGGCUGUCUCUUGUCAAUGGAGAUCCGAGCAUCACCCAUAGUGUGUCACUGACUACACCUGUGUCAUCCCCUCACGAUCAUGGAACCUCGCCGACUGUGGCCGAUCGUACUGGACUGUCUCUGUCACUCACUGUCAAGACAGAUGAUGGCAGUGAGUUGGUGAUGCCCUUGAUUGUGGACUUGAAGGAAAUCCUGCAGACGGCCAAGCAAGUGUAUGAGAAGUGUAAGACAAUGGAAGGAAGCCCCUCGAUGUCCGUGCUUCAUGAUAUCUACCAGGAGGCUGCGGAAACAUUCACCGAGCUCUGCGAGAAAAGCAAAUCUAGCCAAUCAAAAGACAAGGAGAAAAAAGAAUUAUCGGAGAGGGAUAAAAUGAUUGUGAACAGUGUUGUUGAUAAAUUACAGCCUUCUGUGGAUGAGUUGUCACACCGGAUGAGUAGACAAAUAUUUCAUGAAGUAAUUGGGAGUGUGGUUGCUGAGGCGCAACAGAAAUGAAGAUGGCCAUGCCUUAGUGAAUGUGUAUCUGUGGAUGUGUGCUUCUGUGAUGACGCCAGGCGUAGACGUCAGAUCUCGUUGGGAUGCAAUGUUUUUUUGUUUGAGGGUGCUCUAAAUACAAGUGCUUAUGAGAAUGGAUUUUUUUUUUUUGUUGAGAAGAGUGGACCAUGUUUGACCAUCAGAGAAAAUCUGCAAGAGGUGAUGAAUUUGAAAACAAAAUUAUAUGUCUUGUAAAUGGAACUUUUAAAGAAAAAACAAGGACACCUUCCCAACACUUCCACGUGUAGAUCAGGUCGCAAUGGUCGCCCCAAGUUUGACAAGGAACAGAUUGUUUCGGGAAAGUGGUCCCCAGUUCGGUACAACAGUGGAAAUAUAUACUUAAGGGAAAUUGGGGAAAUAUGUUUACAUCAUCUAAAUAUUUCAUAUUUCACCAGUUUUGUAAGAGUAAAUUUUGAUUUAUUUAUUUUACCAUGACCAUUGCUUUUGAAGAAUUAUUACAAAUUGACACAUACCAUAUUCGCUGUAAUAAGCUCGCCCUGAUCAAUUUCUAGACCAAUCUGUAACUGUAAGUUAUCUGUAUAAGGGCCCCUAAUCAGGCAGAAAAUUUACAUGACAGUUCAUAUUUUCUUGUGUAUUUUACAGCUUUUUGAAAACACAGCAGUGCAGACUGGGUAUUUCAUUGUUAAGGAACUAUCAUCAAAUUUUAGUUUUAUUAAGUUUGAACUAAGUUUCUUCACAACUACUUGAUCUCGGAAAACAAAUGUAACUUUUGUAUGUCUUUUAAAAGUGUCCCCAUUGUCAAUUUUCUGAGCUCCCAAAGGCUUGUUACAGCGAAUAAGGUUACCGUAUAUCAUGUAUUGAUUUGUGCUGAGCCUCAGGUAAUAGAAUUACAAUACCAUACAGGACCAAUACAUUUCCACUAGUAUACACCAGGGAAUUACACCAAUAAACAGACCUCUGUAUUUUAUUUACAGAAAUUAUUAUAAUCAGUUCACUUCACUUCCAUGGCCGUUGUAUUGGUAUAUUUGAGCACAACCAGACAUGCCAUACCUAUGCUGUGCCCAAAUGCAUGGAACCAAUGCUCCACUGAUUUUCACGCGUCUUUAUGAAUGUUUGUGUGAUUGUGAGCCUUGAAUCGCGUUGUGCAAUGAAUAAACGUUGUGUAUAUACAUAGGAAAGUGCUUGCACUGCUGAUGGGCAGCUCUAGUGUUGAGAUACUGCUGAAUUCAUAUGUGGGAAAAAAGAAAUCUCAGUGCAUUUAUGGGAUUAUAUUGUGACAUGUUGUGAUUCAUCGAGCAUUUUGAGGAAGCAUUCUUCUGGAGAGAAUCAUGGUGUCAAAUGUGCUUAAAUUGACAGUGAUUAUCAACCUGUCCCCACAGGCUUUGAUUUACUUAUCCACCUUUGGAUUUCAUGGAUCUUGAAUCAAAACGUGACAAAUGUGGACAAAGGGCAGAUAACUCUUGACUACAUGAUAGACCAACAGAUCACGACUUCAUGUUGUUCAUAGGAUGUAUCUAUGGAAACCACACAUAAUAUAUUGUGCAGGACUAAAACACAUAUCAAACAAUAUGUCAAGGAUAUUGACAGUGAAAUGGAGAAUUUCAUGCAAUCAUAAAAGGAUUUCUGUGAAUACUAAGGACCUGUUGUACAUAUUUCUGCUCUUGGUUAUUCUUGCUUCACACAAGUGUACAUACUUGUAAGAUUAAUCAUCGUUUCACAAGGAUUGUGUUCAGACUUGGUUGUGGCAAAGCUAUACACUAAUUUUGGUUGUUACUUCAGCACAAACUAUUUGCAUAUUUACAGCAGCUUAUUCGUCCUGUAUUGAUGCUUUUAUGGGAGCAGAAAAUAUUUGCUUUAAUCGUACAAAUAUUUUACAGAUAUUAUUCUUUUGUAUUCCCUUUAAGAUUAAGAUUUUGUUCAUAAGGACAUGACAGGUGACACUUGACGUUAUGCGACUGAAAUUAUGGCUAGUAUUGACUGGAAUCUAUUUAACAGACUGAUGUAAAAGACAAUAACUUUAAACAAUAAUAAUAUCAAUAGGAGGCCAGAUUUGAUUUGUGGAUGAAUUUGCCCUAAAAUUUGAGAAUAUAUUUCCAAAACCACCUGAGCCAAACACAGAGUUGAGUAAAAUAUGCAUAUUUAAAUUAGAAAAUUGAUCAGGCCUUUUAAAACAUAUUUAAGACAAGUUUUUUGCUUGUACAAAGGGGUUUAGUUCACAACAAUUCCCUAUGCAGAGUCGCAGCCCUUAACAGUGCCAGGAUCUGCUGAUCAUGGGUUCGAAUCCAAGUUUCGACCUGGGUAUUAUCCUCAGUCUGGCAGAGCCAUGGACAUAUUUGUUAGUUUAAGUGGUAAGCCUCUCUGGCCAACGUCUCUUUGCUCUGUCCUCCUAAAGUGUACAGACAUACUACGAGAUUACUGAAAUGAUGAAGCCGCAGAAAACCAACUCAUUCACUCUUAGCCUGCAGUUGUGAAUAAAACUGUGAAACAAUAAAUAAGGUUUAAAUCUAAAAGAACAGAAUUUUCAUUUUUGUAAAUUUCAACCACUCAAUGGGGCAUGGGUGGCCCAGUCGUCUAAGACGCCGCGAUUCGCUGUGCAGAGUUGCGUCCCUUGGGCACGCCAGAAACCUAUGAUUGU